AUGCGUCUUCUCGCCCUCUUCUCCCUUGCGCUGGUGUUUAUCAUGGCCCAUCUCACCAUGGCCAACCCCGCUCCCGCCCCAAUCCCGAUUCCCGCCCCUGAUCCCGCCCCUGUGUCUGCGCUGGACCUCGACAAUCCUCUCGUCAAGCGCGCCUGCGUUGUUAAUGGCUGCAAGUGCAGGGCCGGGGUAAAAAAUGGCCAGUACUGUUGGGGCUGCAACGCGCACUCGGAUGCAGGCAAUUGGUUCCCCGGAUCAGGCGACUACAAGAGCUGGGUGUUUCAAUGUGGUGACCGAGGCGAGUGCUGUGUAGUUAACUCGCUGGCGAGCUGUACCUAUGCAACGCCCAGUCCGUGUGGUCCGGCAUAG
Molecule: messenger RNA, 366 nt
Organism: Morchella sextelata
Lineage: Eukaryota; Fungi; Ascomycota; Pezizomycetes; Pezizales; Morchellaceae
Exons: 2
Coding region: 1-366 (121 amino acids)
Source: RefSeq, a predicted model, not a curated record